ACUGCAUCUCUCUUUUUCAAGAUUCCACUGGACAUUAGCAGCGGUUGAACCGCACCCGGCCGCCGGUUCAACUGAACUGGCCCCUUUUUCUCAGCCCCGUGGGACGGAUUAUAAACCUUGCUCUCCCUCACUCUCAUUCUAUGAACCUCCAGCUUUCUCUCUCUCCUUCCCUCCUCUCCAGUUCCACAGAAGGCUCCGUGCCUAGAUCCCGUGGAGAAUGUGUUGGGGAUCAAGGAGUGGUUGAUUGGAUCCAUCCCCUCACGUGCUUCCCUCAUCAAGUUUCAAAUCCCCAUCUGCGCGAGGAACUCCUCUCUCAAGGGGAAAUCGCUCGUAACUGUGCAAACACUUGUUGCUCGACCCCCCUCAAUCAAUCGAGCCGUGGUGUUUGUUGUCUCUCUCUCUUUAAGAUGGUUGCACGGAGGAAUCCAUCCAUUAUUGAAGAAGGUAGUGGAUCUGAAGAAAUCCAGGUGGAGCGUCCUCGCCGCUCCCAGACCGGUCAUGGUAGAGGCCAAGCUCGGGGAGAUGUUGGUGGGAGUAGUUCUCAACAACCUGAAAUCGUCCAUGCCGCUCGAGAAGAACCUGUCCCUCAGCCACCUCUCCAUCCAUCUUCAUCACGGGCUGCUGCAGCUGCCGCCUCUCGCCCCAUGAGCCGUGGUAAGAGAAGCAAGAAGAGAGGUGUUCGUGCGCUCAUCAGGGGUUUAAAUGGAAUCUAUGCUAUCUGUCGUGAGAGUUAUGUUCAAAUCGCCGAGCUAAAAAGGAAAAAUGUCGAGUACAAUGAGAACUUUAGGAGAUUUAUGUUAGAGUCGGACAACUUUAGGCGUUAUGUUGGUCGUGUACCUCUGCGUCCUGCUCCACCAUACAAUCCUCCGCCGCCUAUGCCCGACACUCUGGAUCAGUGGGUUCAGCAGACAUAUGGUGUUCCUUUCGACGAAGAUAUCUCUGAUGAUGAGGAAGAAAUCUCUGAUGAUGAAGAUGAGUCCUUCUGGUGAACAUGGUCAUUAUGGUGGCUUCUUCUUCUUCUUGGUUCUUGUUGCUAAAAGGGAGAGAAGUUCGUGACGUUUGAUCUAGUCUUUUGUUGCUGGCAGUUGUGAGAGUGAGAACCUAAACUAUGUGGGAUGUAAUAACUUUAUGAUUAUGUUGUCUCAAAACACCUGGCCUGUAAUAGAUAAUUAGGUGAACUUGUUCUUAUUAUGCUACUACUCGUUUCAUUA
Molecule: messenger RNA, 1211 nt
Organism: Zea mays
Lineage: Eukaryota; Viridiplantae; Streptophyta; Magnoliopsida; Poales; Poaceae
Exons: 3
Coding region: 141-989 (282 amino acids)
Source: RefSeq, marked validated